AUGGAAGAUAUUGCUAUCAUCGGUAUGGCUUGUCGCUUCCCCGGCGAAGCUACGUCGCCCGAGAGGUUGUGGCAGAUGAUGGUCGAUAAGAAAUCAGCUUGGUCUGAAUUUCCCAAGGAUCGUCUGAACAUUAACGGGUAUUAUCAUCCGAGUGGCGAUCGCCAGGGCAGCAUAUCGUUCAGAGGUGCCCAUUUCAUUCAAGAAGAUGUGACUGCUUUCGAUGCAUCAUUCUUCUCCGUCAUGUCCGAGGAUGCGAAGGCCAUUGACCCUCAGCAGCGCUUCCUCCUCGAAGUAUCCUAUGAAGCACUUGAAAAUGCUGGGCUUCGCAUUGAGGACCUCAAAGGCAGUCCAACAGCUGUCUAUGUUGGCUCAUUUGUCAAAGAUUACGAACAAAUUUGUCUCCGUGACAUGGACUGGCAGCCUCAGUAUGCUGCAACGGGCACUGGCAACGCCAUCAUGGCCAACCGGAUUUCGUACACUUACGACUUCAAGGGGCCAAGCAUGACAGUAGACACCGGCUGCAGUGGAAGCCUUGUGGCGGUUCAUUUGGCUGCACAAGCCCUCCGGACGGGUGAUUGUGAUUUGGCUCUUGCUGCUGGUGCCGGCCUGAUUUUGACCCCUAACACUAUGAUGCCCAUGACAGCCUUAAACUUUCUUAGCCCAGAUGGAAAAUGCUUUGCAUUUGAUUCUCGCGCCAAUGGCUACGGACGCGGUGAGGGCGUUGGCUUUGUUGUGUUAAAGAAGUUAUCACACGCUCUGAGGGACAACGAUACGAUUCGAGCUGUCAUACGUGGCACUCAUGUGAAUCAGGAUGGUUUGACUACAGGUAUUACCCUCCCAAGCAAGGAAGCCCAAGUCGCCAACAUUCGCAGUUUAUACUCUAAGUACGACUUAGACAUGCAACAAACUGCAUUCGUCGAGUGCCAUGGCACUGGAACCCAAGCUGGUGAUUUCAGAGAGCUAAAGGCCAUCUCAGAGACUCUUGGUGCCGAUAGAAAGAUUGAAAACCCUAUCUUUGUCGGCUCCUUGAAAACAAAUAUUGGCCAUUUGGAGGGAGCUGCUGGUGUUGCCGGACUAAUCAAAGGCGUCCUUCUGGCCGAGAAGGGCAAAAUUCCGCCUAACAUCAACUAUGAACAAGGGAACCCAAACAUAGACUUCGAAAACUGGAAAGUCAAAGUGCCCACAGACCUUAUCGACUGGCCUGUCGAGGGUCUCCGCAGAAUCAGUGUCAAUUGCUUUGGCUUCGGUGGCACAAACGCUCACGCAGUACUCGACGAGCCUGCUCUCUACUUUGCUUCACGCGGUAUUGUGGGCAACCAUAACUCUGCUAUACACAACUCUGCAAAACAGAAAGUUCCCGCGCCUGAAGCCAAAUUACGACCUCAGCUUUUCGUUUUCUCUGCCAAUGAACGCAAAGGGGUUACUCGCGUGAUGAGGAUGCACGGCAAGCAUAUCAAACACCUCAUGAAUCUCGGUCAAAAUGAAGCUGACAACUACUCUUAUACCCUGGCAUGCCGUCGCUCUGCUUUAGAGUGGAAGAGUUUUGUUGUGGCAGCUGACACAUCCGACUUCAUUACAAAGCUGGAGGCCAAGGAUGACACCAGUGUCCGCGCCUACCGGUCAGCUCGUGAAAGCAACUUGAAAAUUUCUUUCCUCUUCUGCGGUCAGGGCGCACAAUGGGCCCAAAUGGGCAAGGAGCUUAUGUGCUUCGGCACUUUUCAAGCUAGCCUUGAGGCUGCAGCCAAACAUAUCAAGACCUUAGGAGGGAAUUUUGAUCUGAUUGAAGAGAUCAUGAUGGAUGAAGACAAGUCCCGAAUUAGUGAUCCUAGAAUCUCACAACCAGCAACAACUGCAGUCCAAGUGGCACUUGUCGAUCUGCUACGCUCUUUCAACAUUGUCCCCAGUAGCGUUGUUGGCCAUUCCUCAGGAGAAAUUGCUGCUGCAUACGCUUCUUCUUCCAUUGGCUUUGAAGCCGCAUGUGCACUCGCCUACCACCGAGGCAGCUGUGCCUAUCUUUUAAACUCUAUUGCACCUUACCUUGAGGGGAGGAUGUGUGCAGUGAGGUUGUCUUUCCAGCAAGCACAACAGUAUCUUGGGCAUACUGUUAGGCACAAAGACCUCGAGAUUGCCUGUAUCAACAGUCCUACGUCAGUGACAAUUUCUGGCGGCUCGAAGGACAUUUUGUGGAUGAGAAAUGACUUGAAGAUGCGCCAAAUUCCCUGCAAAAUACUGGACGUCGACAUUGCCUAUCAUUCCCGCCACAUGAAGCUGAUAGAAGAAACAUACAAGGACUGUAUCAAGGAUAUUGGUCCAGUCAAUUCUCCCUCGAAUGUGGACUUCUUCUCCUCAGUCUUUGGCACCCUUAUUCCUGGUUGCCGUCUCGAUUCGUCUUACUGGGUGAAGAACCUGGUCUCGCCAGUGCAAUUCGUCGAAUCAGUCAAGGGUUUGAUGGCGUCCGACGACCGACCAGACUUACUCAUUGAUUUGAGCCCUCAUGCCACUCUAGGGUCGGCCGUAUCAGAAAUCAUCUCUGAGCACUGCUCUAACUUUCAACUACAUUAUGUGUCGCUCAUGAAACGUAAACAAGACGCUGCCGUUACGACCCUCGAGGCCAUCGGCGAAAUUUGGGCCCGAGGAUAUCCUGUAGAUAUGUUUGCAAUCAUUUCCAAAGGCAACGACACUGGGGUCUACAAAACGCUCGUUGACCUGCCUUCAUAUCCUUGGAACCACUCCAAGAGUUUUUGGCACGAAUCCCGCACCUGUACUGAGCAUCGUUUCCGGAAAUUUGCUCGCCAAGACUUGAUUGGAGCUCGUUUGCCUGAUGUCACGACUUUUGAACCCUGCUGGAGAGGCUUCUUUCGCAUCUCCGAGAAUCCCUGGGUUCAAGACCACCGUGUACAAAAGACCAUUGUAUAUCCAGCUUCGGGCAUGGUGACUAUGGCUCUGCAAGCCGCCAGUCAACUAUCUCAGGAUAUGCUUGAUGUGAUUGGUUUUGAAGUAAAUAACCUACGAAUCGAGAGAGCAAUGAUCAUCCCUUCUAAUAAUUAUGGACUCGAAUAUUCUCUCAGCCUGCGGCAAGUUAGGUCGAAGUCGGAUUUCGAGCCUGAGUGGAACUUGACCAUAUACUCGAGAGAAGAAAAUGGCGCCUGGGUCCACCAUGCCGAUGGAAGCGUCAAGAUUCGUCAAGCCACGAUGCCGUCCGCUGCGUCUAUGGGCAGAUACAGGGAGAAGUACUUCAAGGUUCAAGAACUUUGCGAUAAGCCACUCCCACCUCGCCAGCUGUAUGAGACUCUAGACACCGUCGGACUCAAUUAUGGACCCUGUUUUCAGAAUAUCGCAUAUAUCGCAACAUAUGGCAACUCUUGCAUUAGCAAGGUCCGAGUUCCGGAUACGAAGUCCAAGAUGCCUGCCAACUUCGAAUACCCCCACAUCAUUCAUCCUGCGACCCUAGACUCGAUGUUCCAAACGCUAUUUGCCAUUGACAAAAAACCCAUGGUACCCUCUCAUAUCGAGAGCAUUUUCGUCUCCGCGGACAUCUCGCACGAUAUCGGCCACGAAUUCACGGGAUGUGCAACGGCCGAGAUGAUCGGUCUCCGCGAGGCCACUGGUUCCAUUGCCAUGGUGUCUGAUGCACAUGACUGGGCAUAUCCCUCUGUCUUGGUUGAAGGUCUUCAUUUCAAGGCUCUUUCUACCCCUCCCAUAGAAAACGGUGGCUUCAUCCCCAAUUACCGCAACCUCUGCUCCACCGUCGUCUGGAAAGAGAAUUAUGCAACAUCCACAACAGGAGACUUCAGUCAGAUGCUGAAUCUUAUGGCUCAUAAACGCCCUUCUCUCGCUGUCCUUCAAUGCGGUGGCAAUGAAUACUUGGCUAAGCAUGCUUUGGAGGCGCUCUCUGAAGGCGGUACCCCGCGGAUAUCUCGCUAUACCCUUACCGACAAAUCAACUCAUUCUGUUUUGCAGAAAUGGUUUGAGAAGUCGAAAGUGGCUAACCUACUUGAGCAGCGUGAUCUUUCUGCCAGUAAGGACAACUUCCCUCAUUUCGACUUGGUCAUCAUCUUCAAGGAUCUUGAUGUGAGCCCCAGGGAGGUAUCUCAGCUUCUUCUUCCAGAAGGCCUGCUUCUGAACGAGGUCUCGAAGGCGGCAUCCAAUAGAAAUGUGGAGUUCUCUGUUGGAAACUCGCAUUCAUUAGAGUACCAUCAUUCAGUUCAAGCCUCGUACGAGUUGAGGUAUGGCGAUGAUGUGGGUCACUGGAUUUUCGAACAAGAGUUUGAUGCAUACUUUCUUGCUGGCGACGUCCGCCCUGUUCCGGCUCUCGAAUUUCUCAUCAUCUUUCCAGACAGGGCGACGCCAACCAUUCACUGUCUUGUUAACAAUAUUAUCAGGUUCUUCUCAGACAAAGGCUUUCUAGUGAGCACAAGCACUUUGUCUGAUGCUCAGCCUCUUGGCAAGACAUGUAUUUCCCUUCUUGAGGUUUGCGACAACUUCGUCUAUAAUUGGAGUGAAUCACAGUUCCAGGAGUUUCAUAAUCUACAGAACUCUGCAAAGAGCGUUAUCUGGGUUACUCGAGGUGCCAAUCGGCGUACUACAGAUCCGAGAAACGCUCCCAUUAUCGCGUUGGCCCGAACCAUUAUGUCCGAGGACCCUCAGAAGAUUAUUGCCACUCUUGACCUGGACGAAAACACAUCCGUCACUUCACCCGCGCUGCCGAAUAUUAUUUUAGGUAUUGCGAAAUCGAUACUUACCGGAUGUCUAGAGACAGAAUACGCUGAGGAAGGCGGGAAACUCUACAUUCCUCGCCUGACGCCUCUGAAGGAGUUGAACGAGUUGAUCGAGAACGACUCGCGUGUCCAGCUUGUCCAGGAGCAAAUAUUCAACUCUCUUUGUCCUAAAAGCUCUUAUGAACUGGUCAUCUCCAAGCCAGGCCUGUCGAACGACAACUUCCAUUUUAUGGAGAAUUCCUUCGCAUCACAGCUCGGCCAAUACGAGGUUGAAGUCAGAACACUGAGUGCCGCAUUGUACAACGAAGACCUCCAAACAGCGAUGGGCCACACUGCUGAAGACACACUUGGUCUUGAUGUAUUUGGAGUCAUCUCCAAAGUCGGAUCUAAAGUGAGGGAUUUACGCUGUGGCGAUCAAGUUCUGGCCAUCGUUUCUGGUGCUUUCAAAUCGCUCCAUCGGGUUGACUAUCGUCUUGUUAAGUCUGCACCACCACCCAUCGACUGCUGCCAGUACACUCCGAGUGUCUUUAUUGCUGCAUAUUAUGCAUUAUUUACCAUCGGCCGCCUUUCACCUGUGAAAAAGAUACUCGUCCAUGCAGGAGCAAGCGCAGCAGGCCAAGCUGCUCUUCGGAUCACAAGCUUCAUUGGAGCCGAAGUUUUUGCUACGGUACUUGGUGACAAUUCAGGCGCCCAGAGGAAGACUCUUCAGGAGAUUCACGGUCUCGCGGAUGAUCAUAUUCUCAAUGCGGAUUCUGAGUCGUUCGUUUCUGCAAUCCUGGCAUCAGGCAAAGUGGACAUCGUCUACAACCCUACCCAAGAACACAUAACACCGAAUUUCAAAUGCGUCAAAGCCUCUGGCUGUAUUGUUCAGGUCGCGAGCAGAGUGGGCACAGCCACACAUGUGCCCGUUGCCGCCACUGCCUUCAUUCAGCUUGACAUUGGUUUGCUUUUGAGGGAGGAUCCAGAACUUAUCAUUAAUAUCUUCCACAAAGUCGACGAGCUUGUGUGGAAAUAUCUCGCGAGGUACUCAAGCCUCCAAUGCAAGCCAAUUCGCCGCUUCCCAAUGUCCGACUUUGAGGGUGCUCUCAAGCAAAUCGAGAAAGAGCCUUACAAUGGUCUAACAAUCAUGGAAGCGAAGUGUGAAAGCAGUGUACGGGUGGCUAAAGAGAUUCAAAUCAAGCCUCUUGCAGCUUCCGUGGACCCCGAAGGUACCUACCUUCUGGCGGGAGGUCUCGGCGGCUUGGGAAGGAGCAUUGCAAAGCUUCUUGCCGAUAAUGGCGUAAAGAAGUUAGUGUUUUUGUCACGGUCCGGUGGUACCAAUGUUGCCAAAUCUUUCCUACAGAGCCUGCGAGGAGUCGAAGUUCGUACAAUUUCAGUGGAUAUCACGGAUCGCCAAGCCCUUCAAACCCUCAAACUGGGGAAGAUUUCUGGGGUUGUUCAAUGUGCCGCUGUGAUCAAGGUAAAUAAUCUCUGUUAUCCUUGUACUUGUCCGGAAAAGCUUUUCUGUUUAUUCAUAAUCGCCGCUAACGAUAACCGCAGGACGCCAUUUUCGAGAAGAUGGCGCAUGCCGACUGGACAACCGCUUUUGGGCCCAAAGCAGUGGGUGCUUUUAAUCUCGUAUGCCGUCUUCGGCUCCGGUCACCUAUCGUCUCCUCCCUGGUUUCUGUUUCUUUCCAGUGCCUCAGGAAUAAUCGGAAACCGUAGCCAAGGAAAUUACGCGGCCGCCAACGCUGUACAAGAUGCUCUCGCCAAAAGUGGUCGUAUAACGGCCUGUUCCCUUGAUCUCGGCCCUGUUCUCGAGGCGGGCAUGCUGGUGGGAGAUGAAAAGACGCUGGGGAAACUCCGCGGGGCAGGAUUUUACGGAAUCCGCCAACAAGACUUUCUCAAGAUGGUGGAAUGGGCUAUCACUGGCGAAAUCGUGCCAGGCGUUUCUACCCCGGCCCAAAUAGUAUCGGGCGUAGGCACCGGUGGCCUUAUCCACCAGAACAACCCUGGAGACCCCUUCUGGUCUCGCACGCCUAUGUAUUCAUACAUGAAUACCGUAGACAUGGUGUUGAAGGUAUCGGACGACGAUUCCAAGAGCACUGCCAAGAAUGAUGUCAAGGAGAUGCUGGCUGCCUGUUGUGGGCGUGAUGAGGCCGAGACCAUCAUCUGUACUGGUCUUGUCCAACUCAUGGCGAAAGCUAUGAGUCUCCUCCCGGAAGAGAUUGACCCGGAGCGGGCACCUAGUGCCUAUGGUGUCGACUCCCUUGUUGCAGUUAGCGUGCGAAACUAG
Colletotrichum truncatum is the source of this 6993-nucleotide messenger RNA. The record is from RefSeq and is a predicted model, not a curated record. Lineage: Eukaryota; Fungi; Ascomycota; Sordariomycetes; Glomerellales; Glomerellaceae.